Molecule: messenger RNA, 1005 nt
Organism: Anopheles moucheti
Lineage: Eukaryota; Metazoa; Arthropoda; Insecta; Diptera; Culicidae
Gene: Hsc20
Product: iron-sulfur cluster co-chaperone protein HscB
Exons: 3
Coding region: 100-816 (238 amino acids)
Biological process (GO): [2Fe-2S] cluster assembly; protein complex oligomerization
Cellular component (GO): mitochondrion
Molecular function (GO): ATPase activator activity; protein-folding chaperone binding
Source: RefSeq, a predicted model, not a curated record
UCCCAGUGUGAAUUAUGAUGGUGUACUUGAAGCGACCUUUGGUUGUCAAAUUGCUCAGGGCAUAUAACCUGCUGGUAUGUUGAAUAGCUGAUAAAAUAGAUGCUUUUUGGAAACCCGGCACAUCGAAUCGAAGCAAUGUUGGUAUUCUCGCACUUUAGAAGAGGAUUGGAAAGAUGGCUCCAGAUGUCAACAAUGCAGUGCAGAGCUGUUGCCACUGCAGCUAACCGGUGCUGGAAGUGUGGUAAUUUCGAAGUUACUAACAUGUUUUUCUGUGCAUCCUGUGGCACAAUACGUGAAACAGCGAAGGAACAAGACUUUUUCGAAUUGUUAAAAAUCAACAAGGAAUUCAAGAUCGAUACCUCGACACUUGUGCAGAAUUAUCGACAUAUUCAAAGUAUGAUACAUCCGGACAAAUUUGCUCAGAAAUCUGAGCAAGAAAAAGAGAUCGCGUUAGAAUGGAGCUCCUUGAUUAACAAAGCUUAUAGGACUCUAUCGAAAUCGAUUGAAAGAGGCAAGUAUUUACUUGUGUUGAGCGGUGUUACCAUUUCGGAGGAAAAUACUUCCGUUGAUAAGGAAUUUCUCUUUACCAUGAUGGAUCUUAAUGAAUCCGUGGAAGAUGCACAAACUGCGGAAGAGCUACAAAAGGUAGCAUCACAGUUAUCAGUAGACAUCGAAGAUCUUAAUUCCAAGCUAGUUCAACUAUUCGAGUCGAAUGAUAUGGAUGGAGCCAAAGAAACAAUAAUUCGUCUAAAAUAUUUGCUGAAUGUUGAGAGCACGAUUAAAGAAAAGCUAUUACAGUUGAAUUUGAAAUCGUAAAAUGGUAAGGAUUCAGCGAACAUGUUAGCAGAAAGGGUGUGAACAGUAGUGUGGAAUGAAAUAAAAGUUCACAUUGCUAACGGUUAGUUAGUGUGUUAGUUAGUUAGGUUAUUGUGAAUUACGUAGUUAUCUAGUGUAUAACAAGUACAAGUACCUAGCCGUUUUGUAUGAAUAAACAUAUUUCAACCC